Messenger RNA from Ceratitis capitata (Mediterranean fruit fly), 2998 nucleotides. It is a transcript of the gene alpha-PheRS, whose product is annotated as phenylalanine--tRNA ligase alpha subunit. Gene Ontology annotation, molecular function: ATP binding; phenylalanine-tRNA ligase activity; tRNA binding. Gene Ontology annotation, biological process: phenylalanyl-tRNA aminoacylation. The transcript has a single exon. NCBI's taxonomy places the organism in Eukaryota, Metazoa, Arthropoda, Insecta, Diptera, Tephritidae. The record is from RefSeq and is a predicted model, not a curated record. The coding region runs from base 170 to 1657 and encodes 495 amino acids. Gene Ontology annotation, cellular component: phenylalanine-tRNA ligase complex; cytoplasm; cytosol.
AAAAAUAAUUUACAUUGUUAGAAAAAUUCUGUCUGCCACAUUCAUGUUAUUUAUUGGCAACUCUAAAAAUUUAUUGUCAAAAUUGUCAAUCUACCAUCUCGAAUUCGUUGGCAUCGGCAAAUAACACGCUGCAACUAAAUAUUUAUUCAGUUUUAUUUAAUCCGCAAAAAUGCAUCCCGAUCUUACUGAGCGCAUAUUGCAACAUUUAGAAGGAGUUGACAAGGUGAACACUAUUGAUUUAGCCACACUAUUUGGUGUUGGUCACCAAAAAAUUGUGGGAGCAUUAAAAAGUAUUGAAGCCCAUGGGGAGUUGGUAAUCGCCGAAACAACAACUGGAAAGAAUUUAGAGUUAACAGAUGAAGGUCAGACGGUAAUGCAGAAUGGUAGCCACGAAGCCGUUGUUUACGCAGCUGUUCCACUCGAUGGUAUUCUACAAGAAGAGCUCAUGAAAAUCAGCCCAAAUGCAAAGAUUGGAUAUAGCAAAGCUAUGUCGCUCGGUUGGUUAUUUUUGGACAAAUCUGUUACUCCACCACUAGUAAAAAGAAAGGUGGAAAAAAUCGAAGAUACCGUUAAGAAGUCCCUUGAAGAGAUCUCAAAGAAUCAAACCGAUUUGCCUCCUCAUGUGAUAAAAGAAUUUAAGAAACGGAAGUUAUUACAAGAGAUUAUAAUAAAAAGUUUUGUAUUGAGUAAGGGACCUGAAUUUGCUACAACAUUAACGAAGUUGGAAACAGAUUUAACGAUUGACAUGUUGGCUAGUGGUCUGUGGAAGGAUCUUAAAUUCAAGGCUUACAAUUUCGAUGCUUUGGGAGCUGCUCCGGUGAGAGGCCAUCUACACCCACUACAAAAAGUACGUACGGAAUUCCGGCAGAUAUUUUUGGAAAUGGGAUUCUCAGAGAUGCCUACAAACAAUUACAUUGAGUCAUCUUUCUGGAAUUUCGAUGCUUUAUUUGUACCACAACAACAUCCAGCGCGAGAUGCACAAGACACUUUCUUUAUUAGUCACCCGGCAAAAAGCUACAAAUUCCCUCGAGAAUAUAUGCAACGAGUGCAAGAGGUACAUUCAAAGGGUGGUUAUGGAUCCACAGGAUAUGUGUACGAUUGGAAAUUAGAAGAGGCACAAAGGAAUACACUGCGCACCCAUACUACAGCAGUAAGUGCUCGAAUGCUAUAUAAAUUGGCAAAUCAGCCCGAAGGUUUUCGGCCAGUAAAAUACUUUAGUAUUGACAAGGUAUUCCGUAAUGAGACAUUGGAUGCAACCCAUUUGGCGGAAUUCCAUCAAGUGGAGGGUGUGGUAGCCGAUGUAGGUCUAACUUUAGGUGAUUUAAUUGGCACGCUAUACGAGUUCUUCCGCAAGCUCGGCAUUGAAAAGUUGGAAUUUAAGCCAGCUUAUAAUCCCUACACUGAACCCAGUAUGGAGAUUUUUUGCUUCCAUCCCGGACUGAAUAAAUGGAUUGAAGUUGGCAAUUCGGGUGUUUUCCGACCGGAACUUUUGCUGCCAAUGGGUUUGCCAGAAAAUGUUAAUGUCAUUGCUUGGGGCUUAUCUUUGGAAAGACCAACCAUGAUAAAAUAUGGCAUUAAUAAUAUACGAGACUUGAUUGGACCAAAGGUUGACUUGAAAAUGGUUGAAGAGGGCCCCAUCUGCCGUUUGGAUAAAUAAAUUGAGAUGUUUUAGAAAUUAUCUAAAGAAAAAAAACCAUACAUUUUGAUAAUCCUAUGUUAAUUACUUAAUUUAAUAAAUGAGAAAAAAAUAUAUAUAUAGUUCAUCCUAUGGUCUAAGGCAAGUGCUGUUAUAUAGUAUUAUUUUAUGUAUAUUUAUAUACUUAAAGUAAAAUCUGACUGAAUAUAUUUGCAUUUUGUUCACAUCACUUCACACGAGUAGCUAAAUACAAUUUACAUUUUAUGUUUGAUUUGCAAGCAAAUGAAGGCAAGCGUUAAAACGUUUGACAAAUUUUAAAAUAACUGCAGAUGUCGCAAGCGACUCAGAUGUCAUCGUUUUUUGUUGAUUUCCUUUGUUGUACAAUUCCGCAAUUAUCAACAAAUUGUAGACACGUACAUAUAUGUUUAAUUUCUAAAAACAAGGCUAAUAUUUUUAAAUGGAUAAUAGUAAUAGACAAGAUGACGAAAAACCAACCACGGAAAGUGAUGUAGCCGCCACUUCAUUAUUGAAUCAAUUCAUUUUGGGUCAAUUGAAGGAGAAUCAGAGUUCGAACGGUGUAAACGGAUUGCGAAAUGGAUUUGUAUUACCUAAAUUACAAUUCGGUAGUCCAAAAGCUGGACAAUUUGUUAUACCGCCUUUGAAAUUAUCACAUCCAAAUAAUACUCCAAUGUGCAACGCGGAAUUAUCACAAUUGGUAAUUACGCAGGCUCCAAAAACUAAGCAAAUAUUGAAUGAAAACAUUGUUGAAAUAAGUAAUGGCGUCAACAAUUUACAAGUAAAUGACGCUUUACUUGAAAGAACAAAAGUGGAAACAUCAAAGCAUACAAUCGAUCUUACUGCUGCAUUGAGCACCACUGCUGGCUUUAUUGUGCAAAAUAAAAGAACUACAUCAGUAGCUGUUGAGGAUUUUCAGAUACCAUUUAUAGAAUGUGAUCGGCAAGAGAAAUCUUUACUACUGCCUGUCAUAGAGAAUUACAGCCAACGGAUUGCAGAUGCCAACGCAGUAUAUAAAGGCAAAUUAGUGUCAACCCCAUCAUCAUGCGGACGUAUUAUUUGUCUCAAAUAUAAACACAAACGUGCUUUGCCGAAAAUAUGCCAUAGUUUUAAAGUGAAACAUAAAAUACAACGUUUUCGUUUCGAUUCUAAAUCGCCAGAUGAUCUUGUAUUAGCUACAUUAAGUAAAUAUCACCGACAAUACUGACCAUACUCACCAAGACGGGUGGUUCCCAGUCAGCAAAAACUAAUCGAUUUUGAAUGCAGAAAUGUAAGCAUUCGAUGGAUUGACGUUUGUAAUAUUCAAAUAUUGUACAAAAAUACUAAAUUAGAUGGUUAUAAAGAGAA